UGCCAAGUCUUCGAGUUUCUUGGGUUUAUCAGCUUCUCAGUCAAUGUUUUUUUAAAAUUUUACAUGAUUCGUGCAGUGAUGGUAUCAAUUUUAGAAUAUUAACGAUGGAGAAGCCUUUUUUACAAUUUUUUUUCAAAAAUCUUUCUCUCACCUUUGGUUUCUUUCAAGUUUUAAAUGAACUUUCCUACUAUCGCUUGUCUUUCUUUUACUAUGAUUAUUCUUUGGACUAAUAUUCAUCAACCAUCGGAAUCUACUUUAUUAAGUAAUAGAAAAAGUAGGUUUGUCAGUUAACACAUCAACCUCAGUUUCCAUAAGUCGAAGGUUGGCUUUAGCAAAAUUCACCAUGGAAACUAACCCGAUUAGUGUCAUCUUCAUGAAGAGUGACAGUAAGGGUGAUCGACUUCUUUUUCGGUUUCCAUUCCAAGAUAAUUUAAGGCCAGAAACAAGGCAGCAAAAAAGACGCAAAAAUCCGUAUGCCCUAACAGUGAACGAAGACCUCUUGUACGCUCCUCCGCAGCAAUCAACUAAUGUCAUCAAAGGACAGCUUAGCGGAUUUUCCGAUGAAGUUUUAUCAACACUGUUUGCGGUGAAGCAAGAGCUAUGUGAGCAUAAGUUUGAAUUGAAAGUCAAUGAUGUCAGGUUUGUCAGUCAUCCAACACUGUUGAACACUCAUAUUCGUCACGCAGAUCUUAGCGACUACAAAGCGAAUAGCCCGUCAAUAUUUCUUGUCAACAUUGUCUUUGCCCUCCAAGCGAUAGCCAGCCAUUCUAUUGUAAAAUGUUACUAUGAUCUUAGUAAGCAGCUUGGGAUAGCACUCAGGCAUGAAGAACAACGAUGUGGAUAUGUGAGUGAGGAGAUGAAAACCAUGAUUGCCAUUCAUGAUGCAACUGCUACCAGACCUGAGGAAGCUUCAUUAGACGGUCAUGAGUCCCCUUUUGAUAUGAUACUAAAGCAGUGUUCACUGGCUCGUAAUUUAAAAACGGUAUAUGAAGAUCUAAGUUCCAGUGGUAAAACCCAUCUGCGGGUCAAUAAAUGGAUCCAAGCUAGCUUUUGUCUACCUCAAAAAGUUCAUCAGUGCCACCGUAAAGGAUUUAUGGUAGAACCAGAAAUGAUUGAUAACUGUUUAAAAAACCUGCGACCAUACCAUGGAAUUUUGCUUUUAACUGAUCAGUACAAACUAUUGGAAACUAUUCCACCAGAUGCCAGUCCAGCCCUCACUCGCCUCAUCAAAAUGUACUCCCCCAUUAAAAGUUUGCAAACUUUAUCAGCAGAUGCUGACUUGACCCUGAAGCAGAUUUUUCACCUUGUUGGACACCUGCUUUACUGGGGAGAUGCUUUGAUUAUAUACCCAAUCUGUGAUAGUAAUGUGUAUGUCAUGUCCCCUGACGCUCCAACGUACAGCCACUCACCUCUAAUAGAACAGUUCUCUGAAAGUUUUCCGGGACAUAACCUUUUACAGGUGAUGAGCGAAUUCUCCUUGCCCAUGUCUAUGCGACAGAAGAUUAGCCCUUUGUGUCAACCUCAUGAGCAAGCUGAACUAGUCCAGAUUCUUGUUUGGUUACUCCAACAUCGGCUCUUACUCCAGCUUCAUACUUAUAUUUUUUUCAUCCCCACCCAGUCUGGCCUGUCUAAUCAUCAGGAGCAGUCUGGUCCAAGUAGUCAUCAGUAUUUCUCAAGAGAAGAACGGAAUGAUAGCUUUCAAAGCAAUUCCGAUAUAGAAACUAGUAGUGCGAGAGAACCCAGUGAAAGUGAUAUUAGCUCCAAUGUAAGCGAUGAUAAAGUUCUAAAUUUCACUCACCUAGAAAAUGUUAAUUACUCCUCAUUUGAUGAGCCAGUGGAUCAAAUAGAUGGGAUGUCUAGUCAGGAGUUUCUAGCCGAUUUUAAUGAGGAGGAGCGCUCAUCUCUAUUAAAAAUUCCCGCUUGCUCAAGUCCAGAGGAUUUUUAUCUUCUCAUCAGGUUAUGCAAAAGAGGAUACUUACAUGGGAUGCACCAUCUGGAGGAAAUAAUGUACUUAGAAAAUGUCCGCAGAUCUCAGCUUCUACAAAUUUUAGAUAAAUUUAGAGAUGUUCUUAUCACUUGUGAAAUGGAAGACCUUGCAAUUUCGAUGUUUCAUUCACAUUCUGCAGACUGAAACCAAUUUUUUUCAAAUCCUAAACUCGUGGAAGGAGUCAUUUUUUGUGAUAUCAGUAAGUUUUGAAAUAUUUUAAUACUUUCUUUUUUUAUACCUCUCAACAUUUUUUAAUGUAAAAGAAGUGAAGUGUAGAAAAAAAAUUGCGUUCACCCAGCGGUGAUUCAUGACAUUGAAGCUUCACAUGACUUUCUUUACGUAGGCUGUAUGGAUGAACUACAGUAGUGAAGGGGGAUGGAAAAUUUUUUCUGAGGCUAGGUUACAAGUAAUCUGGGUCCACAUCUACACUGCAAGUUUUCUAAAUCUGUUUCCUUCAAAUCCAACCAACACCAACUUCUUUCACAACCAAUUUGACCAAGGAGGGUUUGUUUGUAGUAUAAAUUGGUUCUACAUAGAGUGGUGGCAAAAUAUAUGACUUUCAUUGUUUCAGGCAAAAAAAAAAAAAAAAAAAAUAAGAAGUGAUUGGAUCACUAAAUUUUAGGAUAAAAUUCGGCAAUGCUGGGCAAAAGUAAAGAUGCUGAUUCCUGAGCUUAAAAACACUAAAACUGACCAUGUAGAACAAAUAAUCCUUGCAGCAAUUUGCAAUCAAUUAGAAAUUUGUGCCGCAGAAAAAUGUAUACACAGCCAGGUGAGGACUUUAGUCGAAGUAUAUUUUCAUUUACAUUUCACCCUCGUAAAAUCGGAAAAGUUUCCCUCCUCUACGAAUAAUAGUUUAUUCGGCUAUUGCGAGAUCCAAAGAUUGUACACCUGUGGUUUUAAAAAGAAAGACGUUCAAGCAGAUGCAUGAAACUAACUGAUCAAAAAGUUAUUUUUUGUAACUUUUUCUUCAGACCUGCAGGCAAUGCACUUUCUAUCAAGUAAUAGGAGACCGUUUUAAGUGUUGUUGGGGCUUUAUGUAGUUUACAAUUUCAUAAAUGCCGAAAUUUUGUGAAAUAUUGCUUCAAAUUGGCGGAAGUAAAAUAUAGUUUCUUUAUCAGUACAAAAAUUGGUGGAAUAAACCUCUCUGUAGCCAGUAUGAAGCUUUUGGAAAAGACCUGUCAUUCUUGGUGUAGUUUACUGUUUAUAUAUAAAUUUCGUGUAAAGUUAA
Messenger RNA from Bemisia tabaci, 3215 nucleotides. RefSeq names its product GATOR complex protein Nprl3 (gene Nprl3). NCBI's taxonomy places the organism in Eukaryota, Metazoa, Arthropoda, Insecta, Hemiptera, Aleyrodidae. Gene Ontology annotation, cellular component: GATOR1 complex. The record is from RefSeq and is a predicted model, not a curated record. Gene Ontology annotation, biological process: cellular response to amino acid starvation; TORC1 signaling; positive regulation of autophagy.